AUGACGCGGCGAGCGAGAUUGUUCUUAGCUAAGCUGACUGAGAAGCGGAUGCCUGGUGUCGAUGAGAUAUCGACUCUGGUCCGAGAACUUGACGAGCAAUACUACGUGGCUUCCUGGGACGCAAGAAAUAUGCAGAUACCUUCACACUCUUUUAAGAAAAGCGUGGCGCGGGUAAGCAUAACCUACCAUCAGACAGCUCGCUCGCCCCUGACCCAGGAGGUACGACCGGAAGACGUCGUUGACCCCAAGAAGCACAUGAAGGACUGGACGGAAAUGGAUGAAGACGACUACGAUGGCGACUACGUUGCGAGCACCGAUCCAAUUCACCCAGUCAGUACCGAUUACUCGCAUCCUCUCGACGAUGACGACGGUAGCUGGAUACUCAAUCACUUCUCGCCUGAAGAGAUGGAGUCUGCGGCCGGAGAUCUAAACUUCGAUCAGAGCGGAUGGAGUUGGGACAACAACGAUAAUGUCAACGACAGCGACAGCGACAGCGAGAAGGGCGGAACGCCUAUGAUUGCUAAAUCUCAAGAAGAGAACACUACGUCACAGACCGGCGAUGACGAUCUCACCGCGUGGGGGCCGGAAGCUUCCGCGUCCUCCAUGCUUUCGAAAAUCAGCAUGGAUGGUCUCAGCGUGGAACAAAAGCGUGCGAAGGAGCAGAAAGAACUCAUAAUCGAUGCAUUCUGGGUAGUCGUGAAUGAGUCCACGGAGCCACAAAGACAAUCAGACUCCAAGAUAGAGGAUCUGAAUGUGAUCCUUCGCAGCCUAGACAUCUUUCAGUCCAGUACAGCUCCCUCAACUCCUUGCACGCCGACCAAGUCACCUCACAUGUGGGUAGAUGGUCCCGCGGACGCCCCCCAUACUCCACCAUCGACACCUGAUCGACCCGUAACACCACCAAGUCCCAACUCAACACGCACAGCUUACAACAAACAACGCAAGUUCCUCAAGAAGCGACUCCAAGAAGAUGCUAACGAAGACAAGUACUACAGUGACUUGCUCCUUGUUUCGCGAUUCGAGGCGAGGGCAUUUGAAGGACCAGAGGGGAGGUUUAUUGCUGAUCCCCAGAUGGUGAGAGCAUGUGGUGGAAGGGGGAACGGGUGGUUUCAGUAA
Messenger RNA from Alternaria ventricosa, 1116 nucleotides. RefSeq lists its product as uncharacterized. The record is from RefSeq and is a predicted model, not a curated record. The transcript is spliced from 2 exons. Bases 1 to 1116 code for a protein of 371 amino acids. Lineage: Eukaryota; Fungi; Ascomycota; Dothideomycetes; Pleosporales; Pleosporaceae.